Plectropomus leopardus (leopard coralgrouper) is the source of this 6415-nucleotide messenger RNA. It is a transcript of the gene bcl2l11, whose product is annotated as BCL2 like 11. Lineage: Eukaryota; Metazoa; Chordata; Actinopteri; Perciformes; Serranidae. The record is from RefSeq and is a predicted model, not a curated record.
AGAGAGUACCUACUGUAGUGCAAGAGACAGAGGGGGAGAGAAGGAAAUCUUCACAGAGCAGACAAAAGCGCUGGACUUUGUUUACCUCUUCUGCUUCAGUUUCCUCUCGGACCAGGCGGAUUAUUCAAGCGCUCCUCCCGCGGAAACUUUUGGAUUUAUUUCACUUUUGACAUUUCCCCCUAUUUUUAAAUUAAUGCUUUGCUUAUUUUGGACCUGUGGAUCCUAUUUGGACUCGAAUUGAUAUUAUUUAGACGUAUUUCUAUUUCAGCCAACUUGUCAUCUUGUGAUUUUCGGGGCCAGUGGUGAUGUCCCGCCACUGACAUGCACCAUCCGUCCAGACCACCAAAACGGUUCGAUGGCUCGACCGCAGUAAAAACAACACAAGGGAGCGGAGGAGACCCACCAUCUGUCGCUGGAGAGUCAGCGCAAACCUCCCGUUCAAACGACGGCGGCGAGCAGAGCUUUGGCCACCGCGAUUCCAUCGGAGGAGGAGAACCAGACUCGCCGUCUUGGUGCAGAACCAAAGCCAACUCCCCUGUCGACAGCCUCGGCGUGUAUCAGACGAGGACUAUAUUCCUCCUCCCUCGCCGCGCCUCCAGUGGAUAUUUCUCCUCUGACGGCGACUCGCAGCCGAGCUCCCCGCUCUCCCCGAGGCCCGGGACGGCUGACAGAGCCACGCAGACUCCGAGCCCCGCCGGCCAGGUGAUGAAUCACGCCGUACAGCGCAUGGCUGGGGCGCACGGCGGAGGACCGGGGACGCACCAGCUGCACGGACAAUCUCCCGGCCCCUCUAGCACGCGGCGACGAAACGCAGCAGGGGACAUGCAGAUGGAGGCAAUCGGUCGAGAGCUUCGACGCAUUGGGGAUGACUACAAUAGAGAGCUUCUGCUCAGGCAGGGGCCAGGCGUACACAGACGGGUUGUGAUCCAUCCCAACCCAGUGCCGCACAUCCACCAGGAGCCCACAGUGCUGCUGUGCGUGGGCCUCCUGCUCCUCCUGAUCGGACGGAUAAUCUACUUGCAAGGCAGUACGAACAGCCAGGAUCACUCUCAGGUUUAGCCUUUGGAAAACCCAGCAGACGUAGCAUUUUUUCUUAAAUAAUAUAUCUUUUUUGGAUCCUUUUUGUUUUUCAGGACCUAAUUUACACCCUUCUUUCUCCGUUUUCCCAGUUGAGGAAGGAGAUUUUGGAUUCUGUUGAUCAUAAUUUUGAUGGAGAUGAGCUGUUAAAGCUCUAAAAUGCUUGGAUGUUUAUUUUUUCGCCUCUGUUUUCCCUUCACGGUCUCUGAGCCUUUGCGUUGCAACCAAAGAGCCGGGAUUUUGCACUCCUUUGAAGCGCAGAGGUCGUCAUGUCACCUGAAUGUGCCUCUGUGCAAAAAACGCCUGUGGAAAUUCAAAUGUGCCUUGUACAGUUCCCUGUUUACUUUUUUAGCUUCUUUUAAUUUUUUUUUUUUUUGAUGUACAGAGAUUUUGAAUUUCUAGAUUGAUUAACCCUGCAGACCCAGGGUUGUAAAAGAAAUGUGGGUCCAGUCUGCAAAACAAACCCAAACUUUUCUCUGUGAUUGUUUCAGGCAAGAAAAAUGAUCUUGCACUUCUCUCGCAUCUGGAUCCAGCAUACAACAGACUCUGGGCCGAAUUUUUAACUAAACCAUUUUGCAAUUUAAUGCUUUUUUACCAUUAAUUACGUCAGCUUAUGUCUAGAUUGUCAGUUUUUAAGAGCCAGCAUUUCCAGCCACAGAAUGAACUGUAUCCUGAAAAAUUUGAGCUUAAUACCACAGGUGUUGACUCUAGAGAUCAUUGAAAGUCAAGACAAUACUUUAUUGUGCAGACCCUAUUUGGACAGGAUUCGUAUUCCAGGGUGAGAUGGGUUAUAGAAUAAUUGCUGUGGUCCUCAGCAAAAGAAAAAACAGAGUUUUGAGUGGCAAAUUACAGCAUUCGGAUUAUAAAAGAUGGGAAUAUUCUGAAGAGAAGUCAUCAUCAGGAAAAGCAGAUCUUUGCUUGCAAAACAAAUUGAAACGUGAUAUAAUUCUGUGGUAGGGGAGGAAAAUGUGCUCUGGACUGAUCAGCGCAAACAAGAUUAAUAAUAAACACUUUUCCCUGCAUAAAUUAAUCCUGUGCAAAUGCCAGUUAAUACUGUGUUUGUCUACAUUAAUGAUAAAGUGUUCAUUCAGUUUUAUGUGUCAUAUUUCAAUACCCAGGGUGAAGUUUUAGCAACAGAUCCUGCUACUGGUUAGCUGAUAUAUAAUCAGGAUUAUUAUUCCUUCAAAGGUACUUUGAGAAGAUGCCAUCCUUCCUCUGUAUGGAAACACCUGUGUGUUUUGGUAACCACUAAAGCUGUGGGUUGAAAGAUAACUUCCUCCCUACUAACUCAAAUCAGAUUUCAAAGACUUUCUGAAUAAUUUUAUCACCAACUACAGUCAGUGUAACUAGAUUCCUCAAAGAUGGCAGUUUAAAAAAAACAUUAAGGGGUGUCAUUUCCCUCUUUGCUCUGGUUCUUUUCAGCAUUAAAACAAAGAUUUUGUACGUUAAUAAUUAAAAGCAGGAGCAGAAUGCUUCGCUUGGAAAUACAGUAAUAGGAUUUGAAACUCGAAAGAGCAAGACGGUGAGCCAAAUCAAUAGUGAAAUCACAUCAAACACAUCACACAACCAUUAAAUAGUGUCAUUUUCUGCUUUACAGUUUUAUUCACUUUCCACAUUUUGCAUUUACAAACCUUAUUUUAACCUUGUUUAAAUCUUCAAAGCAAUUUUCUAAGUGAUCGAACAGCACUGUCUCCCUGCAUUGUUUGUUUCAGCCUCUGGAUUUAACAUUAGCAGCCAGACUGAAUGUAUUUGGCAAGUAUCGGUUUGUUGACAAGGUCACGUUAUCCGUUUAUUAGCCCAGUGAUUCAGACCUGGCCAAGUCUCCUCAUGCCUGCCAGGUCAUUAAACACUCUCUCAGAGAGAUUUCUGGAUGACAACCAAACACUGAAUCAUGCCUAGUCAAAGAGGGUUUUGUCAUUGACUGUUUAGCUAACAGCAACAUAUCUGACGGCGGUGAUACAGGCUUCUGAUUAAUUACAUUUAUUCUUAUCGGUCCUGUUGUCAUGUGAGAGCCCACCAAAAAUAAGCCAUUGUUUUUGGAUUUUUUUUUUAGGUCUUGGCUUAAUAAAAUGCAUGUUACCUACCGCUUACAGUUCAUAAUAGCAGAACCAGAAAAAUGAUACACAGAUUAAAAAAUGAUUACAUUGUUUAAGUGUGAAAACCUUAUAUGCAAAAACUUGAAACCAAUCAUUUUGUAUGCACAUGAAUCUGGUUUCCUUCUCAUUUGGAGGAUGCAGUUCAACAUAUGUCAAUUCCUUCCUUAACUCAGAACACUGUUAAGUAUUUUAGGUUAAUGAGGAAUUGUGAAAGAAAGAAUUUGUCCCAAGCACCUUAUAGCAUGAGUGCAUACAGGAUGCUGCCUUUGUAAGAUCUUAGGGAAGCUGCAGAGGUUGGUCAGAUAUAUUUUUUUUUUGGCAAACCACCAAUCAGUCCUCAUCACUGAAGCCUUCUUUCUUUUAAAACCAAAACAACCAUUUUGAAAACACUUUCGAUAAAGCAUAAGUUUCACUUUUGUCUGGCUUUUCCCAGUUUGUUUUCUCAUGUGGAAUGGGCUCAUUGUUGCCCCUCACAACUGUGGUUCUCGUCAACCGUGGUUACAGUGGUUAUUUUCUGCUCUCCAGCCUCAAGAGACAAUAAUGCAUUACGGCUGGCACACCAGAAUGAGGUGAAGAAGCCACCACCACACAAAGGUUAGGUUUAUACUUACUAGGAAGUAUUUUCAAACUGUAUUUUUUGUUGUUUUACAAAAGAAAAACCUUCAAAGAUAAAGACUAAUUCAUUGGUUUGGCAAUAGUACAUCUGGGCUGUUUCUCAAAUGGAAACCUCAACCACGUCCAGGUUUGCCAUGUUGCAAGUGCAGUGUGAAUGUUGACCAAAGAGAUUUGUGCAAAACACUUGUUUUAUGGGUUAUUUUAGGUCAGCGUUUCCCAAACAUCUUCUUGAGUACCACUUGUCCUGCAUGUUUUAGGUCUCUCCCUGCUGCAACACAGCUGAAUUAAAUGAUCAGCUUUGGGAUUUCAUAAUGAGUUGAUCAUUUGAAUCAGCUCUGUUGGAGCACGGAGAGAUCUAAAACAUGCAGGAUGAGUGGUACUCAAGGGGAGGUUUGCAAAAUGUUGUUUUAAAUGGUACAAAUGAAAUGUCACCAAAUUAUCAGCCAUAUUGUAUGUUGUUUUGAUCGCUCCCAUCAGCUGCAGUGAGUGUCUGCGUCAGCCUGACUGGAAUGAAAAUGUAAAUGCAAUUUGCUGUUUUAUGCUCUGCAGAAGCAGUUGGUGUAUGAGAAGCACUUUUACUAAGAUCUGAAUAUAAAACCAAUCCAUCCAAUAAUGCAUUUAGAGUUCUACUCUUCAGUGAGUCAUCUGUUUCAAAUGAGUGUUAGCUGUGUUGCAGAUACACUGUUGUUCUGUGUUACAAGGGUUUGAUUUAAUCAUCUGAAGCAAAUGAGUUCCAUCUUUGUUGCUCGCUCCCUGUGAGGUUAUCCAACAGCAAAUCAGAGCCGCGACAGAAGUUUGUUGCAACAAAAUCGACAACUAAAUUCAUCUGAGUCUGUGUUUGAGUCACGCUUGGAUGUUUGUACAGUUGUGUCAACAUGAAUGCAUCACAGAUGAAGUGUCAUCUUGGCUUUCAUCACCCUUAAACUCUCAUCUCAUCUGUUUAAUCUCAUCUUUUAAUCGUGUUAAAUUGGCUGUUCAGCCACAAAGUUUCAUUUUUAAACUUCCUAAAGUGAGGUGAUUACUCUCAGGCAAUCUGAGUUUGUUUACAUUUGUUACAUCACGCAUAAUAUAAAGUGCAAAGAUUAAUAACAGUGAGUAAAGUCAAUACACAGACUGACUUUUGAAAAAAUUCUUAAAAAUUAUGCACUCGUGAAAACAGCCUCAAAAUAAUUAUGCGUCAAGGACAAGAAUGGCAAAGUUACCGUUUAUAAACAAUAGGAGAAUCAGAGGGUGAUAGGCUCAAACAUUUCAUGUUGAAAAGUCAGUCAUGAACAAAAAGAUAAAAACAAUACAAAACAGCUAUAGGGGUAACUGGGAGAUUAAUAGGGUGACUACAAAGAGACAGAAUUGACCUCAAAGACUGAUCAUUGAAAGAGAUGCAAAACGACCACAAAAAUAUAGAAAAUGACCACAAAGGGCAACAAAAUGACUAUAAAGAGAAUCCGAAUGUCCACAAAUAGACACACAAUGACCAAAAAGAGACUCAAAACAGCCAGAGACAUAAAAAUGACCACAAAGGGUCACAAAACAACUAUAAGACGACUCAAAAUGUCCGCUAUGAGACACAGAGCAACUAAAAAAAGACAUAACGACCAAACAGAGACACAAAACGACCACAAAGACACUCAACACAAACUUUAAAUGGUUUCACUUUUGGGGAUUUUUUGUAAGAAGGGUGGGAGACCUAUUAUCCUGCAUCCAGGGGCCAGUUGUCUCAUAAUCUCUCCAUAGCUGUCUUCUAUUUAGUUUGAAAAAAGCAGCUCUUUUUUUGAUGGUAUUUUAUAUCAGAAUUGUUGAUUUGGCAUUCAUUCAUUCCAAGCCGCGUGGUCCAUUUCUCACUCAUUGGUCAUCGUCAGAAGUAUGGAACCUGUUGUGUCUUCUAUGGCCACGUUUAAUUUUUACAACACUGUUUGAAGACUUCUUGAUGUUUCUAAUUUUGUUUCCUCAUCUUGAUCUUUGCGUCCUGGAAAUGCACGCAUCUCAGGCUUGUUACCCGCUUUGCCUUUCCUCCGCUGUGACUGCAUGUUGAUUCCUGACAUUGUGUCAUCCGAUAUCUAAAACCUCAUUCUGAUGUACUGUAUUACAGCUGGAGUGAGAGGGGAGAAUGGCAGGGAGGAAACUGAAAGAUGAAUUACCGUCUUCUGAAACUGAUAUGGAAACCUGGUGAUUCACGGCCUAUCGUUCAUAGGUGUUACAGUGCAGAAAUGGUUGUGUGACAUUCAGGGUUUUACCGACUGGCAUCAACACUGCUGGAGCCGCUUCUGCAAAUCUCUGCAGAUUUAUGUUUGUUUGAGCUUUUAGGAUUAAUACAGCAGAAUCAUCAAAUUGAAAUUGUUAAAAAAAAAAAAAAAAAAGAUAAAACAUGAAAGAUAGGGAACCCAGAGACACUGUUGUGUUGUGCUUCGCUGCAUUGCUGUACAGAAAUGCAUCUGUUGGAGCCUGUUUGUAUAGAAAUGGAAACAAACUACUAUGAAUGACUCCAAAUGACCCAGUACAACUGUAGCAAUAUGGUGUCUUUUUGUUUAUACUGUUAAUGUACACUGAAAAUAUUGUAAUUAUGAUGUUUUAAUUGCUUUCAGUGCAUUACACUGUUGUAAAUAAAGCUUUUACAUCUUUUUAAAACUGAA